UUAUCAGCUUAUUCUGUUCAGUAUUCUUGCUGGGUCAAAAUGAGUGUAUCGGAUUUUUAAAUUUUACAGUUCACAAUUCUUUCUUACUUAGUCAAACGCCCCAAUAAUACGACACCAUAUCCGUGACUCCUAACCUGUUUCCAUCCCUUUUUUAUUUGUAGAUUUUUUUUUUCCUUUUUUUUUUUUUUUUGGAUAUUCACGGUAAUUUUUUUCGAAUAAAUCCUUCAUUGCUUUGUUUGUAUAUAUAUACAGGCAUUCACAUGUGCUUCUGCUUGUAAAUACUGUUCUUUGCUUUUCUCUACUCCUUUCUUCAAAGAAUUUGAAGCACACCCCGUGCGUGUUUUUUUGUACUUUGUUUCUGUCUAGUUCACUGAACUUGGAGUUUACUGUUUUCUGAGUUUUCACUAAAUCUUGUUCUUCUAACAUUUUAACUCAAAGUGUCUGGUUCUGGGUUUUAAUCUCUCUUUUUCUUAUUGAUUUAAGCCAGGAUUGAGGGUUUUCCCGUUCUGGGUAUCUAUCAAAAUCGAUUUUUUUUUUUUUUUUUUUCUAGUCAUCUAUAUUUUGAUUCUAUAAAAUCAAAAAAAAUUUCAAUCUGGGUUUUUGGUAAAGAUGAAAAGUUUUGCGUUUGUUGAGUUUUUAGUGGUUUUUACAGUGUUUCUAAUAUGUGGGUUUGUUAUGAGUAAGGAAUGUACAAACGUUUUUCCUCCGCUAUCAUCGCAUACGUAUAGAUACGCGCUUUUAACAUCAAACAAUGAAACUUGGAAGAAAGAGAUUCUUUCAUAUUACCAUCUAAUUCCAAAUGAUGAUUCUUUGUGGAAGAAUUUGAUUCCAAGAAAAAAGUUGAAGGAAGAGGACGAACAUGAUUGGACAAUGAUGUAUAAGAAGAUGAAAAAUCCAGAUGUCCUUGAUGAUGUGUCCGGAGACUUUCUCAAGGAAGUGUCACUGCAUGAUGUGGGAUUGGAUCCUACUUCUCUACAUGGGAGGGCACAGCAUACAAAUUUGGAGUAUUUAUUGAUGUUAGAUGUGGAUAGAUUAGUUUGGAGCUUCAGGAAGACAGCAGGUUUGUCGACGCCUGGGACACCAUAUCAAGGGUGGGAGAGUCCGACUACUGAGCUUCGUGGUCAUUUUGUAGGGCAUUAUUUAAGUGCAACAGCGCAAAUGUGGGCUAGCACUCACCAGGAUAGACUCAAAGACAAAAUGUUUUCCAUAGUUUCCAUUCUAGCUGACUGUCAGAAGAAAAUAGGCUCUGGAUAUCUUUCAGCUUUUCCAUCUGAAGAGUUUGAUCGGUUUGAAGCUCUCCAGCAAGUAUGGGCUCCAUAUUACACCAUACACAAGAUCUUAGCAGGCUUAUUGGAUCAAUAUAUAUUGGCUGGCAAUGAUCAAGCUUUUAAGAUAAUGACAUGGAUGGUCGACCACUUUUAUGGCCGUGUUCAAAAAGUGAUCACAAAGUACAGUAUAGAAAGACACUAUCUGUCACUCAAUGAAGAAACAGGUGGCAUGAAUGAUGUCCUUUACAGAUUAUACACUAUAACAAGAAAUGAAAAGCAUUUACUGUUGGCCCACCUUUUCGACAAACCGUGCUUUCUAGGUUUACUUGCAGUACAGGCUGAUGAUAUAGCUGGCUUCCAUGCUAAUACACAUAUACCAGUUGUCAUUGGUGCUCAAAGGCGAUAUGAAGUCACUGGUGAUCCACUAUAUAGGGAGAUAGGGAGGUACUUUAUGGAGAUUGUUAAUUCUUCUCACGCCUAUGCAACAGGAGGAACAUCAGUCAGCGAGUUCUGGUCUGACCCAAAGAGACUAGCAACCACUCUUCAAACUGAAAAUGAAGAAUCAUGUACAACUUACAACAUGCUGAAAGUCUCACGCAACCUAUUUAGAUGGACCAAAGAAACAACAUAUGCAGAUUACUAUGAGCGGGCAUUGACAAAUGGUGUGCUAAGCAUCCAAAGAGGAACAGACCCUGGAGUGAUGGUUUACAUGCUCCCACUGAACAGUGGAUCUUCCAAGUCCAGAAGCUACCAUGGAUGGGGAAGACCAUUUGAGGAUUUCUGGUGCUGCUAUGGCACAGGAAUUGAAUCAUUUUCCAAGUUAGGUGAUUCCAUAUAUUUUGAAGAGGAAGGAAGUACUCCUGGUCUUUACAUCAUCCAGUAUAUAUCUAGCUCGCUUAACUGGAAAUCUGGACAAAUUGGGCUGAGCCAGAAAGUUGAUCCUGUUAAUUCAUGGGAUCCCUACCUUCGAGUGAAUUUGACAAUCUCUUCAGUGGGGGGUACAGGCAAAUCGUCUACCUUGAAUUUGCGGAUGCCAAUUUGGACGCAAUCAAGUGGUGCAACAGCGGCUUUAAAUGCUAAAAGCUUGUCUGUUUCAGAACCCGGUAGCUUUUUAUCAGUUUCUGGAAAUUGGAAACCUGGGGACACUUUAAGUGUUCAGCUUCCCAUUAGUGUAAGAACUGAAGCAAUCAAAGAUGACCGUCCUGAGUAUGCUUCACUUCAGGCAAUUCUAUAUGGCCCUUUUCUGCUUGUGGCUUAUUCAACUGGUGACUUGGAUAUUAAGGCUGGUUCAGAAAACUCCCCUUCAGACUGGAUAACUCCAAUCCCUGCUGGUUACAAUUCUUACCUGUUUACUUUCUCCCAAAAACAUGGAAGCGAUUCUCUUGUCAUAGCAAACUCAAAUCAAUCAUUGGUUUUGGAGAAACUUCCUGAAGCUGGCACAGAUUCUGCUGUUCAUGCCACUUUCAGACUCAUCUUUCAUGACUCAUCUCUCUCGAAUUUCGCUACAACCCAAGAUGCUAUUGGCAAAUUAGUCACACUGGAACCAUUCGAUUUGCCUGGCAUGGUUGUGGCACAUCAAGGAGUAGACGGCAAUGUUGUAGUUGCAGGUUCUUCCUUUGAUGAAAGUUCAUCAGUUUUCCGUGUUGUUCAAGGAUUGGAUGGAGUUUCUGACUCGGUAUCCUUUGAGUCAUACAGCAACGAGGAUUGCUAUCUAUUUAGUUCGGAUGGUGAUUCUGAUGGAAGCUUGAAGCUGAAAUGCAACUCAGAGGAAAACACAGGUAGCGAUUUCAGUCAAGCAACCAGCUUUGGUUUGAGCAAAGGAAUAAGUGAGUAUCAUCCUAUCAGCUUUGUAGCUAAAGGAGCAACAAGGAAUUUCCUUCUGUCACCAUUAAUAAGUUUCAGGGAUGAAUCUUAUACAGUAUAUUUCAACAUUUAGAGGUCAAAACAGUUUAGGGAAUAGGAGAGCAGUGGCAAGAACAAGCCAUGAACAAAUUGGACAAGAAAUUUACAGUCUAUUUCUCAUAUUAAUCAGCAUGUUAAUGUUACUCUCAAAUUCUAUAUUGAAAAUGGGUGUACGAUUAAAAAAAAAAAAAAAUGUGAAAUAGCAAUUGUAGGGUUUGAAAGGAGAGAGCAUAUGGCGAUGGUCCUGUCCUUUUGGUUCAAUAAGGUUCUUCACAUUAUUUGUACUGAGAAAGGAAAAGGAAUAAUUCUGUGGAUAUUCAAUAAAAUCUAAUUGAGUUUGGGUAAUUCUUAA
This is a messenger RNA of Ziziphus jujuba (common jujube), 3522 nucleotides long. RefSeq lists its product as uncharacterized. Gene Ontology annotation, biological process: L-arabinose metabolic process. Bases 610 to 3204 code for a protein of 864 amino acids. The record is from RefSeq and is a predicted model, not a curated record. Lineage: Eukaryota; Viridiplantae; Streptophyta; Magnoliopsida; Rosales; Rhamnaceae. The transcript has 12 exons. Gene Ontology annotation, molecular function: alpha-L-arabinofuranosidase activity.